Toxorhynchites rutilus septentrionalis is the source of this 988-nucleotide messenger RNA. RefSeq names its product ADP-ribosylation factor-like protein 3. NCBI's taxonomy places the organism in Eukaryota, Metazoa, Arthropoda, Insecta, Diptera, Culicidae. Gene Ontology annotation, cellular component: microtubule cytoskeleton; cytoplasm. Bases 129 to 695 code for a protein of 188 amino acids. The record is from RefSeq and is a predicted model, not a curated record. Gene Ontology annotation, molecular function: GTP binding; GTPase activity. The transcript is spliced from 4 exons. Gene Ontology annotation, biological process: cilium assembly.
GAGAAAGUGCGGUGUGAGAGAGUGAUCCCAACGCUGAACCUGUUGUUUUCAUAACACCGUUCACUGGCUAAUUUCGGCUGGAAAAAAUUGCUAUUCCUGCUAAAAACACUACGAAAGCAACCACCAAGAUGGGUCUUUUGUCGCUGCUCAGAAAGUUGCGUUCGGCUCCCGAGAAAGAGCUGAGAAUAUUGUUACUAGGACUAGAUAACGCUGGAAAAACUACCCUUUUGAAACAGUUGGCUUCCGAGGAGGUUACACAGGUCACACCUACAGCAGGAUUCAACAUUAAAUCCGUCGUCUCGGAUGGCUUCAAGCUCAACGUGUGGGAUAUCGGCGGUCAGAGCAAGAUUCGCCCAUAUUGGAAGAACUAUUUCGAGAACACCGAUGUUCUGAUUUACGUGAUAGACUCCAGUGAUCGCAAGCGCUUGGAGGAAACCGGCGACGAGCUGGCGGAACUUCUGCUGGACGAUAAAUUAAAGCGCGUCCCACUGUUAGUGUUUGCCAACAAGCAAGACAUCGCAGGUGCCCUGAAGGCGUCCGAGAUAGCCGAGUGCCUUAAGCUUGUCAAGUUGAAAGAUCGUACCUGGCAGAUUCAGGCUUGUUCAGCUCUGGAAGGAACGGGGGUGAAGGUAUGUUUCCACCAUUUUUCUUCCAUUAUUUUCGGUCCGCACACCGUGUGGUGGAUAAUUGAAUAAUUCGAUUAACAACUUACAUGUCUUGCCUUACCAACAGGAGGGAAUGGAUUGGGUUUGUAAAAGUAUUAAGAAAUGAACAAAUUGAUUUUAAUUUUCUCUUAGGAUCGUCUCGGUGUCUGUUUCAACCUCUCAUCCCCUGCGCAUUGAAUGUUUUAGCGUAAUUUUUUUUGGUGCCCACAAUAUUUACUUGAUGAGUUCUAAAUCUGGAACAAAUCCGUCCAACAGAUUAAAAUACGAGAAAGCCUUCACAAACGAAACGAGUACAAUAAAGUAACAAAUCUUGAUUGAAUGGA